AUGGCUGAUUCCCUCACUGAAGAGCAAGUGUCUGAGUACAAGGAGGCCUUCUCCCUGUUUGACAAGGAUGGCGAUGGACAAAUCACCACCAAGGAGCUUGGUACCGUCAUGCGCUCGCUGGGCCAGAACCCCUCCGAGUCCGAACUGCAGGAUAUGAUCAACGAGGUCGACGCCGACAACAACGGCACCAUUGACUUCCCCGAAUUCCUGACCAUGAUGGCUCGUAAGAUGAAGGAUACUGAUUCCGAGGAGGAGAUCCGUGAGGCAUUCAAGGUUUUCGAUCGCGACAACAACGGAUUCAUUUCCGCUGCCGAGCUGCGCCACGUCAUGACUUCAAUCGGUGAGAAGCUGACCGACGACGAGGUUGACGAGAUGAUCCGCGAGGCGGACCAGGAUGGUGAUGGCCGGAUCGACUACAACGAGUUCGUCCAGCUCAUGAUGCAAAAAUAA
Penicillium griseofulvum is the source of this 450-nucleotide messenger RNA. Its product is annotated as calmodulin. Gene Ontology annotation, cellular component: central plaque of spindle pole body. Gene Ontology annotation, molecular function: calcium ion binding; enzyme regulator activity. Bases 1 to 450 code for a protein of 149 amino acids. The record is from RefSeq and is a predicted model, not a curated record. The transcript is spliced from 6 exons. Gene Ontology annotation, biological process: spindle pole body organization. Lineage: Eukaryota; Fungi; Ascomycota; Eurotiomycetes; Eurotiales; Aspergillaceae.